This is a messenger RNA of Nymphalis io (European peacock), 2904 nucleotides long. It is a transcript of the gene Rtf1, whose product is annotated as RNA polymerase-associated protein Rtf1-like. Gene Ontology annotation, molecular function: DNA binding; RNA polymerase II C-terminal domain phosphoserine binding. The transcript has 18 exons. Bases 78 to 2387 code for a protein of 769 amino acids. The record is from RefSeq and is a predicted model, not a curated record. Gene Ontology annotation, cellular component: Cdc73/Paf1 complex. NCBI's taxonomy places the organism in Eukaryota, Metazoa, Arthropoda, Insecta, Lepidoptera, Nymphalidae.
UUGUGUAGUUGACGGGCGACUUUGUAACGUAAAGUAAAAAAUAUCGUAACGUAUUUCGUAGUUAAAAGUGUAACAAAAUGGCUAAGAGGAAAAAUAAACAUUUGAUAGAUUCAGAUUCCAGCAGCGAAUGUUCAGAUUUGGAUUCGCAAUUCCUCAACUUGGCAAAGAAAAAAAAGAAACCCGGAGACUCUCCACCGCCGCCUAAAUCAAAGAGUAAAUCUUCAGACAGUGAAUCUGAUUGGGACGACGAUGACAAGAAAAAUGACAAAACAUCGUCAUCAUCCGGUUCCGAAUCGAAUAGCGAUGCAAGAAGCGAUACGUCGAAAAAGAAAGAGCCAGCUAAGACGAGUAGAAAAAGUUCCUCAGACCAUUCGGAGGAGACGAAGAAACAGGAACCAAAAAGAAGUGAAGUCAGAAAAAGCACAGACAGCGCUGGAUCGGGGAAGAGGAAAGAUGUAUACAGUGAACCGGAAGAAGGUGAAGUAUCGUCACAUUCAUCAGAUAAUGAUUCGAUAGAUUCUGAAGAGGAAUUUGAUGAUGGCUACGAUGAGAAUCUCAUGGGAGAUGAAGAAGAUAGAGCUCGGUUGGCGGCCAUGUCUGAGAAAGAACGUGAACAAGAGAUAUUCAAAAGAAUAGAGAGGCGGGACUUGAUGAAGACAAGGUGGGAGAUCGAGCGCAAGCUGCGGCUGGCGCGGCGCUCGGCGGCGGAGCGCGGCGCGUCGCCCGCCGAGCUGGCGCGCCGCCGGGACGCGCGCAAGCGCCGCCGAGAGCUGCGCGCGCGCCGCGCCUGCCGCCGACAGCGCCACCACGAGCGCCGCGAAUCCGAAAAGGAAGAGCCGAAGGAGCCUGAAAUAGAAAAGGAGAAUCCACCCGAGAGUCCCGGCGAAAUUCGAGACGACCCCAAAGAUGAAGAGCGCUCGGCGUCGCCGCUGUUCGGCGCGAAGACGGAGCGCAAGCGCAACGUGGACGACCGGCGCGUCAACGCCAUGGCGGCGCUGCGGGCGCAGCGGGACGCGCGCGCCACGCGCGUCGAGAGCGAGCAGCGCAAGCGCGCCGAGCUGCAGCGCAAGGAGGACGACGACGACGCGGACGCAGAAAUAAUUGGUGGAACGAGCAAACAGAGUGUCAAGUUAAAAGCAUCGGAUAUAUACUCGGACGAUUCUGGUUCGGAUUCCGAAGAUAAUAAGUCACAAGGCCGGAGAAGUUCCUCGAGUUCGUCCUCAUCAGACGCGGAAGUGGAAGAGAAGAAGCGAGAAAGGGAGGAAGUUGAGGUCAAAUACGCAGAUACUAGGGAUCAGAUAAAUAAACUUAGAUUAAGCAGGUUUAAAUUAGAAAGAUUAGUACAUUUACCGUUCUUCUCCCGAGUGGUACAAGGCUGCUUCGUUCGUAUCGGCAUCGGGAAUAACAAUGGCAACCCCGUCUACAGGGUCGCCGAAAUAAUAGACGUAUACGAAACGGCAAAAGUUUAUAAUUUAGGUAACACGAGAACGAAUAAGGGCUUCAAGUUACGUCACGGAACCCAGGACAGGGUGUUCAGAUUGGAGUUCGUUAGUAAUCAGGAAUUUACAGAUAAUGAAUUUCAGAAAUGGCACCGAGCUAUAAAGGAAGCCAACAAGAAACCUCCGACUAUGGAUUUCGUUAGGAAUAAAAUUAGCGAAGUCAAAGAUGCGCUCAUGUAUGAGUUUAAGGAAGAAGACAUAGAAAAAAUUGUAGCUGAAAAAGAAAGAUUUAGAUCUCAUCCAACGAACUACGCGAUGAAGAAAACUCAACUCAUGAAGGAGAGAGACGUCGCCCAGCUGCGAGGUGACGAGGAGCUGGUGACGGACCUGAACGCCAAGCUGCAGGAGCUGGAGGAGAGAGCCAGUGCGCUGGACAAGACGCGGACCUCGUCCAUACAGAGCAUCUCGUACAUCAACAAUCGGAACAGAAAGCUGAACGUGGAGACGGCCGAGCGGGCCAUCAUGGAGGAGGUGAAGGCCAACAAGGGCAAGAAAAUGGACGACCCCUUCACCCGCAGACACACCAAGCCCGUCAUGAACUUCAAGUCGCAGGGCUCCCGCUCGCAGGAAUUGUUGAAGAACGAGCAAGCAGCUGCUGAAGAACAGAAGUUGAGAGAGGAAGACGAGAAAUUGAAUAAAGAGAAGAAUGAAAGAGAGAGAUUAGCGCAACAGACGGAAGAUGAUGUCGUUAAGAAGGAUAAAAACGCCCCCACUGACAACAGCAGCCUCUAUUCGCUACACGAUUUCGAUAUUAAUAUAGAAAUAGACCUGCCCAUACCGAAAGCGGUAUCGUCACAAUCGAAGCAGAUAACGAUCAAAGUGAAAGAAUCCGGUCCGAAGAGAUCAUUGAAUUUAGAAGAAUACAAGAAACGGCACGGUCUUAUAUGAAUGUUUUGCGAACGCUGUGCUGUGUUGUCCAAGGCUGGCUGUUACAAUAUAUAGCUAACUAUCAAACUUACAUAACUCUUUCAUUAAUAAUAAUUGAUAUAUGUCAGUAAUUAUUUAUGUUAAAAGGAUAUGUCGAAGAAUUUUUUCUUAGCAAUUUUAUAUGUUUAAUUGCAUGAAGUUCAACUUGCCAACUGUGUAUAUUGGUAUAUAUAUUAUAUUUAAAAGUUCAUGCAAAUCAUGUAUGCUAGAAUUUAUAUAAUGGUGACCACAUUCGAUCUGGUGGUUCACUAAAAGUGACCGUUUUUUUACUUUAUCUAUCUUUGGCCUUUAUAUAUUGAUAUAUAACUCUUCUUAUGUAAACUUUAUAUGAAAACUUUGCAGUUGAUAUAAAUAUAUAUAAAAAUUGUUGCGUCAUUCUUAAAUGUUAUAAAUAGCAAAUAUCUCUAUAUUUUUCUAAAAAAUAACUAAGUCCAGAUUUAAAUUCGAUGAUAAAAAUAAUUGUUUUUUUUUUAAUGUG